Lampris incognitus (smalleye Pacific opah) is the source of this 525-nucleotide messenger RNA. RefSeq names its product gamma-crystallin S-1-like. The transcript has 3 exons. Gene Ontology annotation, biological process: lens development in camera-type eye; visual perception. NCBI's taxonomy places the organism in Eukaryota, Metazoa, Chordata, Actinopteri, Lampriformes, Lampridae. The coding region runs from base 1 to 525 and encodes 174 amino acids. Gene Ontology annotation, molecular function: structural constituent of eye lens. The record is from RefSeq and is a predicted model, not a curated record.
AUGGGAAAGAUCAUCUUCUACGAGGACAGGAACUUCCAGGGGCGCUCUCAUGAGUGCAGCAGCGACUGUGCCGACCUCCACUCCUAUUUCAACAGGUGCAACUCCAUCAGGGUGGAGAGUGGCUGCUUCAUGGUCUAUGAAAGGCCCAACUACAUGGGCAACCAGUACUACCUGAGGAAGGGAGAGUACUCUGAUAACCAGCGCAUGAUUGGCAUCAGUGAUUGUGUCAGAUCCUGCCGUAUGAUCCCUCACCGUGGCUCGUACAGGCUGAGGCUUUAUGAACGCUCCGACAUGGGUGGCCAAAUGCAGGAGCUGGUCGACGACUGUCCCAACGUCCAGGACCGCUUCCGCAUGUCCGACAUCAACUCCUGCAACGUGAUGGACGGACACUGGCUGCUUUAUGACCUGCCCAACUACAAGGGCAGGGUGUACUACCUGAGGCCCGGCGAGUACAGGAAGUACAGCGACUGGGGAGGCGUGAGCCCCAGGGUUGGAUCCCUCAGGAGAAUCACCGACAUCAACUAA